UUUGCCUUUUAGCCCGUGCGACGAAAAUUAUGGCUAUUUAUUGGGAUAAUUUGAUUAUUCUUGAGGAUUAUAUCCUAAACAUUACAGUAUUUACUUAAAAAUUCGAUCGGAAUUAGAGAAGAUAAUGGAAGACCCCACUUUUAGUGAUAAAAUAGAAGAGUACCUUUCGGAGCUCGGGCGAUGGAGGGUGUGGCGUAGCAUUCUUUUGGGGCAAGUUCUGUCAUUGUUGCUAAGUGGAAAAUGUAUAUUGACCACUUUACUGCAAAGUGCUACUUGGCAGUUUCCCACGACUGGGCAGCUCGUCGUCCCGUACCUAGCACUGUUUAUAUUAUUCACUCCAUCCCUACUCUGUAAUGGUCUGAAGAGCUUGUCCAAAAAAUGGUGGGUGGUAAUAAUAGCCUGUACCCUGGAUGUGACAGCAAGUUGGUUGCUGGUAAUGUCACAGCGCUUUACAUCAGUACUCAGCUGACAGCUGCUGGCCUGCAGCGGAGUAGGGGCUGCGUUAGUUGGAGGAGCCUGGCGCGGACAGAGACUUGGAGUAGUCCAUGUAGCAGGUGCCACUAUG
Molecule: messenger RNA, 565 nt
Organism: Spodoptera litura
Lineage: Eukaryota; Metazoa; Arthropoda; Insecta; Lepidoptera; Noctuidae
Product: queuine/queuosine transporter SLC35F2-like
Biological process (GO): transmembrane transport
Cellular component (GO): membrane
Molecular function (GO): transmembrane transporter activity
Source: RefSeq, a predicted model, not a curated record